UUCAACCUGACAAUGGUACAAUCCACCUGCCUAGUUCGUCUGAAGCGAUCGUCUCGUCCAGAUUUUUAAUAUGUUUGCAGUGCGUGCAUCGGAGGGGUCAGAGCUGGCCAGCUGGCGUGAUGUGGCGUGACACAUGUACGUGUACAUAUCGCUGUUUCCCGUUUGAUAAGGCAUUGUUCGUUGAUGCGUGAAGCAGCUAGGAUUGCCACCGCGUUUACAGUGAAACGCAGUGAAUUCUGCCACCGAUCAUACUUCAACCAUUCUACCUCCAUGCUUCAACCAUCUGACGGUUCCAAAUUCUCCACCAUGAACCUUUUGACGUUGGUUGUGUUUUGCUCUGCUGGGUCAUAUGCGCUAUGCAAAGUGAAUCGGGUUGCUCAGUUCUACAUUAAGUACACCAUGUUUAUGAUUUGGCAUCUCAUUCUUGGCUUGCUUGUUACAAUAGCGAGCUUACUAACCAACAGCUUCGGUGAUACGGCCAACAUGUGGUGGUGGAACUUCUUUGCCCAUUACCUAAGCUUCGAAAUGUUAUUUAGCGUUCACAUUGAGAUGCUAAAUACACCAGAUCGAUUAGGUGUGAAUGAACCCUGCGUGUUUGUCAUCAACCAUCAAACAUCACUGGACCAGCUUCCAUACUUGAAGUGUUGGGCACCUGGUCGCUGUUCCAUCUUGGCUAAAAACUCCCUCAAAUACACCCUCACCUAUGGGCUUGGCUGUAUUGCUUCUGGCGUCUUCUUUGUUGAUAGAAAAAAUCCAGCUCAGGCAAGGGCGACUAGUGAUCGAUGCGUCAAGUUCCUCAAAGAAGAAAGGGGUAAAUUAUGGAUUUAUCCAGAAGGAACCAGAUCUCAUGCACCUGAUACAGACUUGCUUCCAUUUAAGAAAGGGGCAUUUCAUAUUGCUGUGCAGGCACAGGUUCCCAUUGUCCCUAUUGUCGUCUCAAGAUAUCGUCACAUGUACAGCUCCAAGGAAAAAAAAUUUGACAGAGUGGACAUGAAAGUUGAUGUACUUCCAAAUGUUCCAACAAAAGGCUUGACAUCUGAUGAUGUGCCAGAGCUAACGGAGAGUGUCAGGACCUCAAUGUUGAAGAGAUUCCAUGAAAUAUCACCACCGCUGAGACAAUAAAUCCUGGACCAAAACAAAACAAAUAUUCUGUCAAAUCAGUUACCAGCCAAUUGUCACAUGAUGAUAUGCAUGUUAUGUCUGGUGCCAAGCUGAUAAUGAUUAACAAGAAAACCUGCCAGCAACAAUUCUGCUUUAAUGGGUUUACAACAUCUGACUGGUGUUACUUGUACAAGCUCCAUGCAUAUCAAGGCCCUCUUGAGAGACAAAUGGGGGAAAACAAUGGUCCUUUUUUCAGUUGUGUACUAAGAUGGAAUGAACCCCAUUUCAGAGUGAUGACCCCUUCAGAGUACACCAUGAUCAAUAUGUAUAUACAUUUAGAUACUGGUUGUGUGCUGAAUAUCCUGUUGGCUUGACUUUAAUACUUUGCAUAUGCACUGAUUAACUGGCAAAGUCAGCAAAUUACAAAUAUUUACAUUUGGGACUUGUGGGUCCUACAAAGAGCGCCCUCAACAAUGCAUGCAGAAUGGAUAUGAGCAACUUUUUUGUACCACCGAUAACGUGAAAAUCCCAAUCAGUAUUGGUUAAAUGAAUAGUUUUGUGGUCACAAAGAAAGCCAUAUUUGAUGUAAUUGUGAACAUGCUGCUAAAUGAUUUAUUUUGGGUGUAAAUUAUUUUCUCUCUGAAGAAAGUGAGCGAUAUUUAUAGUUAAUCUAUUAAAAAAGCUUGACUUCAAAUUGAGCACUUUAUCUACAUUAUCUCACUGUAAGUGUGUAAAUACCUUCCCAACUGUUUUGUCCAAAAGCAAUCAAUUAUCUUCAUAAUUUGAAUAUUUGUCUUGAUGUUUGUAGUAUUUGUACAUGUAAUUAUCUUUGUCAUGACUGCAGUGCUGCUAUUUUUGGAUAUUGUUAUCUUUGUUCAACUUUGUCAAAUUUGUUUGUCUUAGCAGAUCAGCUUGGAACUAUCUAGAAUGAAGGUUUUCCAAGGCAUUUGGAUCACCAUUCUUGUGGCCUAUUUGUACUUUUGUCCUCACUCUGCAAGGAGCAAAAUUUCUAAGUAAUUGUUCUUCAGCACAUUUUUGGUUUUUUACGCAACUCCCUCAUGAAUUUUCACAAGUAAGUCAAAAAGGCAAUUUUUUUAGACAAAUACAUACUGAAGUUUUAUUAAAUAUAUGAUGGUUUGAUUGCCUAUACAAUGAAGCAAAAAAGUGAUAUAAAAAACUUACUUCUUGCCAACUACUGAUCCAAUCAAGUGCUUGCGUGUUUUUCUUUUUUAUUAGUUACAGAUAUCUACAAAUUUUAUGGAAUUUAUCUUGCAAUGAGACUAUACUUUCUCAAGAAAUUUAUACUUUUUACAGCAGUAAGAAACUAGUUUAAUAAUGGUAAUCUUUACUUGAAAUGCAAACUAUGGAAAUGACUUCUGUGAACAACAUGAUGAAAAUUCCCACCCAAUUCCAAAUUCAGGAAUGCAACUCUAACAAUCUUGAGUGAACCUCUGGCUCCGCAUUGUUGAUAAAUUACAAAGGAUGUAGUUUGGGUAAGGGGUGAUAACUAGAAACACUAAUUAUGUAGUUAUUGGGACUGUCACAAAAAGCUGAGCUACCAUCAGCAAUAACUGCAAAACCACUUCAAACAAAUUGGAUAAUGCCAACAUGGAACUCCUAAAUCAAAAUUAACAAGUAUAUGUUAUAUACAAUGAAGUGAAAUAAAGGAUACUGACAUCUAGUCAUUUGGAGCAUUGACAAGUGAUUACUUCGAACUCCUAGAUGUACAUUUUGACCAUCUGCAGUUGUUUUCGAGGUCACAAAACCUUUCUAAUUUUUGUCGAGGUUUAAGAGUGUGGGAAUUUCAACCACUUAAAUCAUGGCAAGUCUCUU
Molecule: messenger RNA, 2934 nt
Organism: Acanthaster planci (crown-of-thorns starfish)
Lineage: Eukaryota; Metazoa; Echinodermata; Asteroidea; Valvatida; Acanthasteridae
Product: 1-acyl-sn-glycerol-3-phosphate acyltransferase alpha-like
Biological process (GO): phosphatidic acid biosynthetic process
Cellular component (GO): endoplasmic reticulum
Molecular function (GO): 1-acylglycerol-3-phosphate O-acyltransferase activity
Source: RefSeq, a predicted model, not a curated record